Molecule: messenger RNA, 1815 nt
Organism: Kazachstania africana CBS 2517
Lineage: Eukaryota; Fungi; Ascomycota; Saccharomycetes; Saccharomycetales; Saccharomycetaceae
Gene: XBP1
Product: Xbp1p
Exons: 1
Coding region: 1-1815 (604 amino acids)
Molecular function (GO): DNA binding
Source: RefSeq, a predicted model, not a curated record
AUGUUAUAUAUAUAUAUGCUCGCACACGCUUUCCCCCCCCCAUCUCUUAUAACUUCCUUCGAAGAUCAUCAUACCACAUCGCAUAUGUCUCGCAUUAAGAAAUCACAAUUCGUAAAAUAUCCAAUACAUCAGCUGGAUUAUAACUCUGUCCAACUAACAGACUCACCAUUAGAUGACUACCAGAAAUUAUAUUUCGAUCAUCCCUUCGAGAAAUUGCAGUUUCAUAGCUCAACAUAUAAAUCAAACGUCGCAACAAAAUUUUAUAAGGAAAAUUACUACACCAUCGAUCCAAUACAAAAAUCAAACCAUCAGCUCAAUUGUCUCGAGUAUCAAUUUCCAAAUUUACAACUCCACAGUAACCCUAACGCCACACUUCAAGCAGUGAUAAUAUCGAACGACAUUUCCACGACGCCAGUCCAUGUAAAGAAAACGUCAAAUGAUAAUGAAAUCGUCUACUCGUUGACGAAGAAUCAAAAAUUCAAAUUACAAAAAUUAGACCAUGAUUUAGAGACAACGGGGAAGGUUAUUAACCCAAAUAACUGCGUCAUUUGGUCUUCCGAUACCGGUUAUGUUUUCAUGACGGGAAUUUGGAGAGUUUAUCAGGAUAUAAUGAAGGGUCUAAUUACGAUAGAUAGAAACGAUCAUAACAACAGUGAAAAAGAUCAAUCAUAUUGUAAUCAGGAAUUUCAAAACACAACCAAUAAGAUUAUUUCAAAUAAAAAAUCAACUUUGUUAAGGAAAGAUCGUUACAUCGAAUUACAUUGGCAAAAUAUAACUGCAACUAUGAAAACUCAAUUAUUUAAUGAAUUUAAAAAUUACGUCCUAGAACAUGAACCAAAUGUUGACGCAACACUCUUUCAAAACUAUAAUAUGGCCGACCUUAUUCAUAGAAUCCGUGGUGGCUGUAUUAAAGUUCAAGGAACUUGGUUCCCCAUGGAAUUGGCAAAAUUAUUUUGUAUCAAAUUUGCCUUCCCAAUAAGAUACUUGUUAGUACCAAUCUUUGGCCCGCAAUUCGUUAAAGAUUGUGAAGAUUAUUUUCUAAAAGACAAGUUUAAUGAUUCAAUGUCAAUAAUAUCUGACCAAUUAUCAAUUUCACCAGGUGCAAUCUCUCCAUUAACUAAAAAAAAUGAAUUAUUCUUCGAAAAUAACCCAAGGAAAAGAUCAAACUCAAUUUCAAAAGUGUAUCCAUUGAAGAGAAAUAGUGAUACAAUGGCAAAUAAAUUCCAGAAUUUUUUCAACAAUCAACACAUUGACGAUUUAACCGUCGAAAGAAGAUUAUCAUUACCGGCAAUAAAUACUGUUGUCGCAUCACCAGCUUCCUCAAUUGCAUCAUUAAACGGUAGACAAAGUGAAAGGCUACCUUCUAUUAAUUCUUUAUUGGAUUCAUUACCACCAAAUCUAAAUACAACAAGGAGAAAUAGUAUUGAUUUAACAAAUCCAACAAAUUACAAAAUACAAAUCAAUGACCCUGCAUCAUCAGACACAAUCAAAUUUUUUAACCCAUCAUAUUCUGUCAUGGUCCCCUCACAAAAUAAUAGGUCUAGAAUUUCUUCCAUUGAUACAUACCCUAAUGAAAACGAUUACAAUUCAAGAAAUUCUGUCCCAGAAGUCAUUUAUUCACCACGACAAAAUCAUCCACAGGGACCAAGGAUCCUCUCACAUUAUUAUCACAACCAAGAUUCAUUUACCAUAUUCCCAAAUUUUUAUAAUUUCUCUCCUCAGGGAAACAAUUCCAAAAAUAAAAAACUAAUAAUAUUCAUUAUCGUUAUGGGAACAAAUAUUAAUCCAAAAAAAAACAAACUAUUGGCACCGUAA